GUGCUCAUUUACCACAGCUCCUCCUCUAUGAGUCAACCUGCUGCUCUACUCUUUAUGAACCUUCAGCAUUUGAUUGCUGCUGCCAUUAUUUCUCUGCUGUCUGUUUCCUGCUCACAUCCCCAGCAAAAUGGCAUCUGGUGUAAAGGUCUGUGAUGAAGUUAAGGACAUUGUCAAUGAAAUGAAAGUAGUGAAAAGUGACGCUGACUCAAAUGAGCGUAUAAGAUUGGUUGUAUUUGUAAUCGACGACGGCAAGAUUAAAAUAGAGAAGAUUCACCGAGAAAAGGACCUGGCGGAUGUGGAGGAUGUCUACAAGUUCUUCCUGAGUCUGCUGAAUCCUGAAACAUGCCGCUACAUGCUGUAUGACUGCCACUUUGAAACCAAGGAAUCAAGUAGAAAAGAAGAACUUGUCUUUGUGAUGUGGGCUCCUGAAUCUGCUCCCAUCAAGGCCAAAAUGCAGUACGCUAGCUCAAAAGACUCUCUCAAGAAGAUCCUGACUGGUAUCAAACACGAGCUGCAGAUGAACGACCUUUCAGACUACGGAAACAGGGAUAACUUUGCAGAGAGGAUGGGAAAGGGGGUCAUCAAAGUUGAGGGGCAUGCCGUCACCUCUGCAGGUGGCAGUCGUUGAAUUGCACAACAAACUGUGCUUUCCUGUAAUUAAAAAUGGAUUUGGAGUUAAGAUCGGGGUACAUUUUCUAAAGUAUUGGUUCCAGCAGAGCCUAAAGGGGAAAUUCUGGGGUUUUGAAUACUAUUUAACACAAACCUUGGUCCUUGGGGUUAUACAGUUGCACAGUUUGGCAGAUGUAAUUUUUAUAUGUCCCUAUUCAGGUCUAGCACGCUUAAAUUCAGUAACUUUAUGUAUGUGUUUGAAUUUUGACGCGUGAAUGCUGCAUACAACUUGAAUUUUGUAAGUUAAAAAUGGCUGGACUCUAGUAUGAUGUGUAUUUUUCUAGACUGCUACACUCAGGACACCUAAAAGCAUAAAAUUUUAAUCAAAUGAAACUGCAACUGUUAAUCCAAAUAAUAAAAAUUAAAUAAUGCAACAUU
Cololabis saira (Pacific saury) is the source of this 1047-nucleotide messenger RNA. RefSeq names its product cofilin-2-like. Gene Ontology annotation, biological process: cell motility; actin filament fragmentation; actin filament severing. The record is from RefSeq and is a predicted model, not a curated record. The transcript is spliced from 4 exons. Gene Ontology annotation, molecular function: actin filament binding. NCBI's taxonomy places the organism in Eukaryota, Metazoa, Chordata, Actinopteri, Beloniformes, Belonidae. Gene Ontology annotation, cellular component: actin cytoskeleton; cytoplasm; actin cortical patch. The coding region runs from base 128 to 628 and encodes 166 amino acids.